Belonocnema kinseyi is the source of this 8525-nucleotide messenger RNA. RefSeq lists its product as uncharacterized. The record is from RefSeq and is a predicted model, not a curated record. The transcript has 15 exons. Gene Ontology annotation, biological process: regulation of telomere maintenance. The coding region runs from base 143 to 7504 and encodes 2453 amino acids. Gene Ontology annotation, cellular component: nucleus. NCBI's taxonomy places the organism in Eukaryota, Metazoa, Arthropoda, Insecta, Hymenoptera, Cynipidae.
AGAACGAGUCGCGGGUUUCGUCGUGUUUUCGCGUCUUUCGUUGUUAAAUUGUCAACCGGAAUCCCUGAUCAACAGCAACCCUUAAAAAGUCAGAGGAAUGCGCUAGCUACCGAAAGGUAGUUAACGUGACUGAGGGUUCAAAAUGCAAAAUUGGAAUCAAUGGCAACUACCGGCUGCUGCUCCAGUCGCAUCAACAUCAAUGCCGCAACCACCGGUUGGUUAUCCUGCUCCGGGAGCAGAUCCAAUGGCAAUGAUGCAGUCUUAUAUGCAGUAUUAUAGUCAGCCAGCUCCAAGUGGCUACACUACAGAACAAUGGGCUGCAGCUCAACAACAAAAUUGGGCUCAGUGGCAGCAAUGGCAACAACAAUAUCAACAAUGGCAAGCGCAGUACGGAGAAAAGUACCAAGAAACGAUGAAGCACUUGGCAACAAACAUGCCAACUGCAGCCUCUCAAGCGCCACCAUUGCCAACAUCGCAGCCACCUCUUCCGAGAGAUGAAAGUUCAAAGCCCCCAUUGCCACCUGACACUUCCACCCAAUACCAAUAUUCAACCGUGCCCCCUCCCCACCAAAAUAAUCUUCCGCUAUUUCCUUCCAAGUCGGGAGCCUCCCAAACUCAGGCAGCUAAUCCACCGCUGCCAACAAGUCAACCCCCAUUGCCAAAGGGUAAUAGUGAUAACAAUCAGGGGGGGAAGCAUAGUCUCCCUAAUGCUAGUUCUAGCUCCGAGUCUAGUAGUGCAAAGAAACUAAGACUCGAAGACGAAGAAUUAAGUGAGGCUGAGAAAACAUUCGAUGCUCAGUUUAAACAGUGGGAAGAAAAGUUUAAUACCUGGAAACAACAGAACGCUAACCAUCCUGACAAGACCCAGUAUCAGCAAUACGAAGCCAAGUGGACAACAUGGAGAGAAAAGUUGAUUGAAAGACGCGAACAAAUGCGCCGAAAGCGAGAACAACAGAGACAAAUGGCUCUGAAAGCCGAGGCAGAAAAGAAGAAGGACAUUCCCGGAGGGGACAAAAUACUCAAUAUCCUUUCCAAUACGGAAAAUCAGGGAUUGAUUAACAACUUGCUAGGGAUUGGAAAAACUCUCGGUUUGACUGGAAAACAAGAAACAAAUGCCCCACCACCUCCACCGCCAGCUCAAGAAGCUCCUGUAGCAUCUACUUUUACACCUGCCGUUCCACAACAGGCAUCAACAAUGGCACCACCAGCCAUGACUGCAGAAAUGAAUCAAGCUGCUUGGGCAGCACAACAGUGGGCUGCUCAGUAUAAUCCUCCCAUUCAGAAUUAUCAGACGUAUCAGCCAAUGAUAGGAGCUCCUCAAGCUAAUCCAUAUUCUCAACCACCACCAGCUUUUUCAAAUGCUCCACCAAAUUACUCAUCUGCUCCGCCAAACUUUGCAGGUGCUCCACCAAAUAUGGGAGCUCCUCCAAACAUGGGAGGUCCUCCAAAUAUGGGAGGUCCUCCGAAUAUGGGUGGCCCGCCAAACAUGGGUGGUCCACCAAACAUGGGAGGUCCACCAAACAUGGGAGGUCCACCAAAUAUGGGAGCACCGCCAAAUAUGGGAGCUCCGCCAAAUAUGGGAGCUCCGCCAAAUAUGGGAGGUCCUCCAAAUAUGGGAGCACCACCAAAUAUGGGAGGUCCACCAAAUAUGGGAGGUCCUCCAAACAUGGGAGGUCCUCCAAAUAUGAGUGGCCCGCCAAAUAUGAGUGGCCCGCCAAACAUGGGGGGAGGUGCACCAAAUUUCUCUCAACCACCACCUGGCUUCGGUGGAAAUGAUAGAAAAAUGCAACCACCAGCUUUUGGACCUCCAGGAUCUCAAGGUAAACCCUUUGGCUCGGACGGAGACAAUAAUAAAGGUUUUGGCAACAAGCGUGGUCCACCCUUCGGACCCCCAGGUAGAUUCGGUAACGACAAUUUCAAUGGUCCAGACCGAGAUUUCAACGAUCAAGGAAAUCAAUCCUUCGGAAAUGAUGGUUUCAACAAAAAUUUCAACGACGAUAACUUUGGCGAGGAGAAUUUCAAUGAGAAUGAGGACGACCGUUUUGAAAAUCAAGACGAAUUUGGACGCAAUGAUCGUUUCGGUCCUAGAAACAAUCGAUUCGGUUCUAAUGACCGCUUCGGACCGAACAAUAAUCGUUUCGAUAACGAUCAAUCUGGUCCAAAUGAUCGUUUUGGCAAUAAUCGCUUUGGAGGGCCAGAUAGAUUCGAUGGUCCAAAUGAUCGUUUUGGGCAAAAUGACAGAUUUAAUCAAGGGGACAACAGACGUGGAAAUCAACGAGGAUUUGAACCCAAGGUUGCUGAGAUGUCACCAGAAUUAAAGAAGCUAAUGGAGAAACGAAAAGCUGCAAUGGAUGUCUUUAAACCAAGCGGCAGUUCCUUCUUGAGUUCAGAGACAAACAGUGGAUUUGGUUCGCUUCGCGAUAGUUUUAAGAAGAUUUCAGGAGAAUCGCCGUUCUCGGCGAGAAAGAGACAAGACAGCGAAGGCUCGAAGGACUUCGGCGAUCGUGGGCCAGACUUCUCUCAAGACGGACCCGGUGAUCCAAAGUUCGGCUUCAAAUCUCGAUUCGAUUCCGGGCCCCGUGGACCUGGAGAUUUCAGUCCUAGAGGUCCUGGAAACUUUGGCCCUCGUGGUCCAGGAAAUUUCGGGCCAAGGGGUCCUAGUGAUUUUGGACCUAGAGGUCCUGGAGACUUUGGGCCAAGGGGUCCUGGUGAUUUCGGGCCAAGGGGUCCUGGUGAUUUCGGACCCAGAGGGCCUGGAGAUUUUGGACCCAGGGGUCCUGGUGAUUUUGGACCAAGAGGUCCUGGCGGUUUUGGCCCAAGGGGUCCUGGAGAUUUUGGACCAAGGGGUCCUGGAGAUUUUGGACCAAGGGGUCCUGGAGAUUUUGGACCAAGGGGUCCUGGUGAUUUUGGCCCAAGGGGUCCUGGUGAUUUUGGCCCAAGGGGUCCGGGUGAUUUUGGCCCAAGGGGUCCUGGAGAUUUUGGCCCAAGGGGUCCAGUUGAUUUUGGACCAAGGGGUCCCGGAGAUUUUGGACCAAAGGGUCCUGGAGAUUUUGGACCAAAGGGUCCCGGAGAUUUUGGCACAAAGGGUCCUGGUGAUUUUGGACCAAAGGGUCCCGAUGAUUUUGGAUCAAGGGGUCCCGGUGAUUUUGGGCCAAGGGGUCCUGGUGAUUUUGGGCCAAGGGCUCCUGGUGAUCUUGGACCAAGGGAUUCAGGAGAUGUAGGACCAAACAGUAAACUCUCGGAGUCGAAGGAAGACGAACCUUUCGGUCAACACAAUCAAGAUUCCUGGAAUCAAGAAAAGCCUAAUGAAGAAUCGCAACCGCAGGACAAUGCUCCAAAAGUUGAUGUGGAUCUUAGUCUUCCUCCUCCAGAAACUCAGCCUGAUACGCAACAUCCACCUCCAGAAGAAGAUAAUAAAAGUGAUUCACCUGCAGUCAUUCCGCCGAUGGAACAGCCACCCUGGAUGGAUACAUUCGAUGUACCUACAGAAGCAGGGGGCACUAUCGCUCAACUUCCACUACAAGAAGCCGAAAAGGAGAACGUUGAAGAACAAACUCCGAAUGAUGAAAAUACACCUGAAAUUUCCGAAACAGUCAAAUCUAAUGAUCUGCCUUUCAUGGGUGAAAAUGACCCCAAACCUGAAGAUCUGAACAUGGAACCACCUCCGGAUUUGCCAAACCUGGGACCUGUUGCCCAGCAAGGAGAAGUUAAUCAGUCAUUUACCGAAAGGCCUCCCAUGGAUAAAUUUGGACCUGGAAACUUUGAUGGUCCAUUCGGACCCAGAGGCCCGAUGCAAUUUGGACCGAGGGGUCCGAUGUUAGGUCCCCGAGGUCCUAACGAUGGACAUUCUCUCUUUGGACCUAGAGGUCCCAACGAUGGGCAUCCUCCCUUUGGACCUAGAGGCCCGAACGAUGGGCAUCCUCCCUUUGGACCUAGAGGACCGAACGAUGGGCAUCCUCCCUUUGGACCCAGAGGCCCGAACGAUGGACAUCCUCCCUUUGGACCCAGAGGCCCGAACGAUGGACAUCCUCCCUUUGGACCUAGAGGCCCGAACGAUGGACAUCCUCCCUUUGGACCUAGAGGCCCGAACGAUGGACAUUCUCCCUUUGGACCUAGAGGACCGAACGAUGGACAUUCUCCCUUUGGACCUAGAGGACCGAACGAUGGGCAUUCUCCCUUUGGACCAAGAGGACCGAACGAUGGGCAUUCUCCCUUUGGAUCUAGAGGACCGAACGAUGGACAUCCUCCCUUUGGACCUAGAGGUCCGAACGACGGACAUUCUCCAUUUGGACCCAGAGGUCCUCACAACGAUUUCAAUAUGGGACCUGGGCCGUUUGGAAACAGAGCAAUGGGGCCAGGAGGUCCUCGAGGACCAGGACCCUUUGGAAAUAGACCAAUGGGGCCAGGAGGGCCUCGAGAACAGUUUGAUGGAGACUCUGGUCCAAGGAAUGAAGGCUCCAAAGCUAUUCCCUCUUUACUAACUAUGAAACUAGAACCACCGAAGUCUUCUUUCUUUAAGCCAGGAUUCGAUCGUCCAGAAUUUGGACCAGAGUCGCAGAAUCAGGAAAGAAAUUUUGGCCCGGAUGAACCUAAUCUUAACAGAGCACCUCCCGGUUUUUCAAAAGGUUCGAGGUUGCCGGAAUGGAAACCAUUUGGUCGGGAUUUAGGAUCAAAUCAAGGAAUGGGGCCGAAUCAAGGAAUGGGGCCGAAUCACGGAAUGGGGCCGAGUCAAGGAAUGGGGCCGAAUCAUGGAAUGGGGCCGGAUCAAGAAAUGGAUACAGAUCAAAUACCCUUUGUUCAAAACGAGCCUUCAGAAAUGACUGAACCCCUAAUGAAUUCAACGCCGAUUGAACCAGAUAAAAUCUUAGCUCAAGAUGAUGUUUUGCUGAAACCUGAUAUAGACGAAAGAAUGAAGCCUGAUUCAGAGCAUCCACUUGGAGAUCCAAAUUCACCAUUCCGUCCUGGUCCUCCGGGAUUUAGUCAAGAUCAGCGAGGCAGACGCCUUUCAGACAUGUCUCCGAGAAAUAUUUCAGACAUGCCUCCAAGAGGGCACCCAGAUAUGCCUCCAAGAGGACAUCCAGAUAUGCCUCCAAGAGGACAUCCAGAUAUGCCUCCAAGAGGACAUGCAGAUAUGCCCCCAAGAGGACAUCCAGAUAUGCCUCCAAGAGGACAUCCAGAUAUGCCACCAAGAGGACAUCCAGAUAUGCCACCAAGAGGACAUCAAGAUAUGCCACCAAGAGGACAUCCAGAUAUGCCUCCUCGAAGGCUUCCAAUGCCAGAAUUUUGUAUCGAGAGACAAUUUAAUUACAAUCAUGGUGGUCGUGCUCCAGAGAAGAAUUUGGGAGAUCACAUUCCAGCAAAAGUGAUUGAUUAUUGUCACACACCUCGCAAUGCUGUUCAGGAAUAUUUGACCCCGGUGCAGUGUUUUGAAUAUGGACAUGGUAAUUUGAAACCAGAUGUUCCGGAACAUCAAAUUGAAGCGAAGAAGGAUUUCAGAUAUUGGGAGGAGAAUGAGCAAAACUUAAGAGAGUACUCGGAACAUAUGAAAGUGUUUGAGCAGGAGCAGAAUCGGAAGAAGUCUGCUAAGUCAAAGGAAAAGUCAAGGAAUGAAGAAGAUCGAAGUAUGGUUUCGGAUCAGGAUGAUAGAGUCAAGAGGAGUAAGGAAGAUACUGAUUUCAGGAGUGACUAUAGGAAGGACAAUGAUCGUAGGAAGGAUGAUCAUAGAAAGGACAAUGAUUAUAGGAAGGACAGUGAUCACAGAAAGGAUAGAGAUCGUAGGAAGGACAACGAUCACAGGAAGGAUGAUUAUAGAAGGGACAGUGAUAGGAAGGAUGAUCGUCGAAAGGAUGAUCACAAAAAAGAUGAUCAUAGGAGGAGUGAUUACAAGAAGGAUGACCGUAGAAGGGACACUGAUGACAGGAAGGAUAGCGAUCACAAAAAGGAUAUCGAUCAUAGAAAGGAUAACGAUCAUAGAAAGGAUAACGAUCAUAAAAAGGAUAAUGAUCAUAAAAAAGAUAGUGAUCAUAAAAAAGAUAAUGAUCACAAAAAGGAUAUUGAUCAUAGAAAGGAUAGCGAUCAUAAAAAGGAUAAUGAUCAUAAGAAGGAUAAUGAUCAUAAAAAGGAUAAUGAUCACAAAAAGGAUGCUGAGAACAAAAAGGAUAAUGAUCACAAAAAGGAUGCUGAGAACAAAAAAGAUACCGAUCAGAGAAUGGAUGUUGAUCAGAGAACAGAUGCUGAUCACAAAAUCGAUACAGAUCAUAGAAUGGAUGUUGAUCAGAGAAAGGACAAUCUCGACUGGGGCGAUGAAGAUUGGGGAAUUGAACGUGAUACGACUCCCAGCAAACCCCAGGAAAAAGACAAAGAUUCUAAGGAAGGCAAGCAAAAUGAGAAUGAAAGAUCAUCGGAGUUUAAUAGCUGGCUGGACAGUCCGAACAAGAAAGCUUCAGAAUCAUCAUCUCAGGAUACCAGCAAUCAAGAUGGGAAAAAAAAUACGGAGAGUCAACCCAAAACAUUGGAGUUGCCGAAAGUACCAAAUUUUACUGUUCUUGAUGAAUUAUUAUUCCCACCUGGACGCCAGAACAGACCACCAAAAAUAGUUAUUAUUUUAAGAGGACCACCUGGAAGUGGGAAAUCAUAUCUUGCUAAAUUGAUCAAGGACAAGGAAGUUGAACAAGGAGGUUCAGCACCAAGAAUUUUGAGCAUUGAUGAUUAUUUCCUUGUUGAAAAGGAAAAGGAGACUAAAGAUGAUAAUGGAAAGAAAAUUACGAUGAAGGAAAUGGUUUACGAAUAUGAAGAGGCAGUAGAAGCAAGUUACCUUUCGUCGCUUGUUAAAGCUUUUAAAAAGAACAUAACAGACGGCUAUUUUAACUUUAUAAUUUUGGACACUAUCAACGAGAAAAUAUCAGACUACGACGACAUGUGGAGUUUUGCUAAAACGAAAGGCUUCAAGGUCUACGUUUGUGAAAUGGAAAUGGAUGUUCAAAUUUGCCUCAAGAGAAAUAUUCAUAAUCGAUCUGAGGAUGAAAUCAAUAGGAUUGUUGAUUAUUUUGAGCCAACUCCAAAGCAUCAUCAAAAAUUAGAUAUAAAUACUCUUUUGCAAGAUCAGUCGAUUGAAGAUGUUCAGAUGGAAGAAACUCAGGAGGGCGAAAAAAGUGUUGUUCCUCCAGCCAAUGAAGAUAGUCAGGAUAGUCAGGAAGAUACUGUAGCGGGGGUCAGCAAAUGGGAGCGAAUGGAAGCUGAUGAUAAAUUAGACCGUUUGGACGGGUUAGCAAAAAGGAAGCACGAAGGAAAGCCACAAACGAUGGAAGACUUCCUUCAAGUACCUGACUAUUAUAACAUGGAAGACAAUUCUGGUAAAAAGAGGGUAAGAUGGGCCGAUUUGGAGGAACGGAAAGAACAAGAAAAGAUGCGAGCCGUGGGAUUUGUAGUUGGACACACAAAUUGGAAUCGUAUGAUGGAUCCCACCAAGGGAGAGAGUGCACUAACUCGUACGAAGUACAUAUGACCCAGGUUUCAACACCAUAAUCGUGGCUUUCCACGAUGGCGUCAUAAUUGAAUUUUUUCCAGUUGAUAAUUCCACCAGUCGGGAUCAUCAUAUUUCAGUUUACUAUAAAAAUGUGUCUCUUCAACAAGAAGGAAAUCAUCUUCCGAGUGUUGUGAGCAUUUUCACUCAACAACAGUAACAACAUCAAUAACAACAAAAAAAGGUAGCAUUUUCUGAUUGAGCUUGUAAAAAAAUGAACUUGUGUGAGGACUGACAUUUUAUCAAAUGAAUUUAUAUUAUUACUAAAUGCACACACACACACACACACACACAUACUGCGUAUUCAUUUCUUGUGUAUAGUAAGGCGUGCUGCUGCAAUUCUCUAUUUGAAAACCGAUGUGAAUUUCAAGCAUUCUUCAGACUAUAAUUAAUUAGUUUGACAUGACUCGCCCCCUCGCUUCCCCUCUUGACUUUUAUAAAUCUACCAAAUAAUUUGGUAUGAAUUAAAAGUGCGAAGAAUUGUUUAUAACUUGUGUGUGUGUGUGUGUGGGGGAGGAAAUAAUUGAGAUUAUGUCGCGUGAGAUGAUUUUAGAAUAGAAGGAAUGGAGAUUGAUUGAAUGAAUUGUGAGCGAAAAAAAAUUGACUAAAAGAAUUUUCAAGAGAGGCAAGAGUAUAUUAUUAUUAUACUACUUUCAUGACACAAGUGCUACUUUUCCGCAAUAACUUUAAAUCAAGUUGGCGCAUACAUACACUCUGUUUGUUUGUAUAAUGAUAAUUAUAAUGAUAAUGAUAAUUAGAAUUAGAAUUACCAUUUGUUUAAUGUUCAAGUGGAAUCGAGAGCCACUGAGAAGAGGUCAGUUUACGCAUGUAAUUUUUUAGUAAUUGUGUUGAUUUCAAUGCAAUUGUCGAAAGUCCGUCAAUUUCGCGUGCUGUCCGAAAUAAUUAUCAAGGGAUUACAAUCGUCAGAAUACUUAUAAUAAGGUGAUAUAUAUUGUACUUUACAUUUUUGUUGAUAGAUAAAAGUCAUUUUAAACUGUCUAAA